UUUUCAUUGAGUCAGUCACUGCUGCCAAAAUUACAAACUCGUUAGACGUUUUCCACCAACUUUCUUCACAUUCGGGCCUUGGACCACUAAUUUUCCUGGAGUUACUACUCUACUGACCCUGUUUCGUCGUUGCUUUUGUACCAGAGGACAACAGAAUGAGUAAAAACAGCAAAGUCUUAAACCUGAAGGAUAAAAUAAACGGGAAUGAAGUGGACCUCAGCCUGUGUAAUCUUACCGAGGUUCCAGUCAGAGAACUGGCUGCAGUCACCAAAGCGACCGUCCUGGAUUUAUCCUGCAACAACAUCAUCUCGCUUCCUCCAGAGUUCUGUAACCUGACCCAUUUGGUUAAACUGGACCUGAAUAAAAACCAGCUAACCAGCCUGCCAGAUAACCUGGGGAACCUGGUCAACCUUCAGCACCUGGAUUUGUUCGGCAACAAACUGACGGUCCUGCCUGUCAGUUUCUCUCAGCUCAGGAGUCUGAAGUGGUUGGAUCUAAAGGAUAACCCACUAGAGGCCAAUUUGGCGAAAGCAGCAGGAGACUGUUUGGAUGAGAAGCAAUGCAAACAGUGUGCCUCCAAAGUUCUGCAGCAUAUGAGAGCUAUACAAGAAGAAGUUGAUCGUGCGAGAGAGAAGCGCCUCUUGAGGGAAAAAGAGCUGGAGAGAAAAAAGGAAGCAAAGCAGAGGGAGAGGGAAGCCAGAGAGAAGGAGGCUCGUAAACGGGAGAAGGCGGAGGAGAAGGAGAAGAGGAGGAAAGAAUACAAUGCUCAGAUGGCAGCCUUAGCAGCACAAGAGCAACAGAAGAAGAAGAACGAAGAGAAGAAGAAAAAGAAUGGACAGGCAGCAGGUAAAGUGAAUAAAAAGGCUGUGGUGGAAUCGCCGCCGAAACCCAAACGAUCGCUCCUUGGCCUGAUGCUGAAGCUUCUCCUCCUCCUGCUGCUGGGAUUGGUGGGAGUCGCAGCCACAUGUCGCUUCACUGACCUGCAGAAAGAAGCCAUGUGCGUGCCAGUCAACACGGCGGUGAAUGACGGCAUUUCCUGGGCCAAACAGCAGGAGGUUGUAGUCCGACAACUGGUCCAGAACCUGUCGUCUGCAGCCAAGGAGUUUCUUGACUCAACACAAACAUCUAAGAACUAAAUGUCCUUUCAUAUCCACAACUGCAGGUUUUCCACGCUUACCUGUGUAUCCUGGGAAUUCUUCUUAUUUUUAUAAUGUGCUAAAAUCAUAUGUGUCAUUGGGAUGGGCAUUCCUGCUUCCCCACACCCUGUUCUGUGGUGCUGGGAGGUGAAGUUUGUACAGAUGGACGAGGAGGGAUAGAUAUAGAUCAAAAAUCAUCUUAAAUUCCUAUGGAAUUGUUGCUCUUGUGCCCUCUGGAGUCUGUUUUUAAGAAAAAUCAUCUUAAUGUCACCCUGUUUAUCAUGUUGUGCACUUGGACAAGCACUGAGGCCAGUGUGUGUCACAGUGCAUCACAUGGAGCGUGGGUUGUUCAGGUGGCCCUGUCUGUGCUGCACUGGAGUGUAAAAUCGUGCUAAAUGACAGAGUUGUGCAUCAGCCGGUGUUAAUGCAGCAGUCUGAGCAUGUGCUAUGAGUCUGAUUAUACACUGAACUUGUCUCUGGCUUUUAUAGUCUUCAAUCACAUCGCAAUAGAGCCCAGCCAAUCAGCAUUUUACUACAGAAAGAUGGCUGACAAAAAUGCCAAAGAUUUGUCUCAAGUUGGUUUAGGUUUUUUAAAGUGGAGUUUCAUGUAUUAGCUGCAGCAGAUGGUGGUCAGUAAUGAGCAGCUGUGGACUGGGGCAGUGGCAAACGUAUGUCAGCCAAUAAAAAAUAAAUAACACCAGUCUUACAGUACCGUGUUAACAAUAUUUCCAUCACUUUAUGUUGUGUCAAACAGCUUUUUCCUGAAGACUCCUGUUACAAAAAUACUAAUUUUCCCUUGCAAGAAUACAGGCACUGCUACAUCCAUCACUUUGUUAGUUUGGAUUUGAACUAAUUUCACAUAUUAACCAGGGCUGUCAAAAUUAACGCAGUAACGCAGAUUAAUCCAUCAUCAUGAUUAAUCUGAUUUAAAAAUUUUAAUGCAAUUAACCCAUCUGCAGUGCAGAAUGACUCUGAAAAUCAGUUUGCCCUACUAAAGUUAUUGUCGUGCAUGAACAAAUGGGCAGUUAAUCCGGUAGUGACAGGCAGUAGAACCAACCCAUAAAGAUGGAAGACACAAAACAGCACGUUGGGCCUCUGUAUGGGAAAUAUGAGGACAAAAAAACCAAGACGGAACAAUCGAUCGACAUUAUUAUACAUACUCUGCAGGAAGGAGUUUUCUUUUCACUGAAGCACUUAAGUCUGUUUGCUCAUGCAAAAUUAAACACAGUUAAUAUAGAUUAAAAAUGAAUAUUUAAUUGUGAUUAACCAAAAUUAAUCCACAGCAACACUGAUUAAUAUGAUUAAAAAUUUUAAUCGUUUGACAGCACUAAUUUUAACAAACACAGACUGAGGUAGUGGUAGAACAACUCUCUUGCUGUAUGAUGUAAAAUUCCUGUUUGUCAAAGGAAUCCUGUCAUUUUAAGGAAUGCCACACAGUGGUCAGACAAGAUGAAAAGGUGAAAAUACACAUUGAUAUUGUCAGUUUUUGGGUGCUUUACAUACUUGAACUGACAUUUUAGGUAGCUUCUUGCUGCUAGUCCUAUUAUCCAUGUCAGCCUCCUGUCUGCUUCAUCGCUAUGUUGACCAUCAUUUACUGCAGAUAAACAAUGACUUUGGUUAAAUAAAUACAACCAUACUUUAAAAAACCUGAACUUUCCCUUUAGUAUAGAUUACAAAGUGUUUUGUCAUUUUAUUGUUUCAAAGUUAAAGAGCCAAAAAACUAUAUUUCCUGUUUUGGGAUGAAAUUUAAAGGACCAUUGUGUAAAUGGAAUAUAAGAUUAAUAACCUAUAACUACAAAUCAUUUUGUUUUUAUUAUUUGUUCCACAUAAUCAGCCAUGGGAUUUCUUACACACUUUGAAAGGAAGAAAUGAGUUGGUUGCAAUGUCACCACUAGAUGACACUAAAUAUCACACACUGGUCCUUAAAGGUACUGUUCUAAAGAUGUAAAACAUGAGGUUGUUAUCACAUUUUGAACAUACUUACCUGUAUUUAUGGACCUCAGAUGUGCUGUUUUGGUGAGACUCUAACAGAAACUGAUAUGGAUUUAUUUAUUCUGCUUUCUCACUGGUCUAACUUGUUCUGGGCUCUGGGACGUCCAUGUUUAAGAAGCUGCUUUAGUGGUCUGCUGCACUGGUUCCUGUACACCUUGGUCCAUGGUCAAACAUCAUCAGCAUCAAUAAAUGGCUAUGCACUGCAA
Messenger RNA from Sphaeramia orbicularis (orbiculate cardinalfish), 3334 nucleotides. RefSeq names its product leucine rich repeat containing 59 (gene lrrc59). The coding region runs from base 156 to 1136 and encodes 326 amino acids. The record is from RefSeq and is a predicted model, not a curated record. Gene Ontology annotation, molecular function: protein binding. Gene Ontology annotation, cellular component: cytoplasm. The transcript has 8 exons. Lineage: Eukaryota; Metazoa; Chordata; Actinopteri; Kurtiformes; Apogonidae.